This is a messenger RNA of Eucalyptus grandis, 1589 nucleotides long. Its product is annotated as calcineurin B-like protein 10. The transcript has 4 exons. The record is from RefSeq and is a predicted model, not a curated record. Gene Ontology annotation, molecular function: calcium ion binding; kinase binding. NCBI's taxonomy places the organism in Eukaryota, Viridiplantae, Streptophyta, Magnoliopsida, Myrtales, Myrtaceae. Gene Ontology annotation, biological process: calcium-mediated signaling. The coding region runs from base 194 to 637 and encodes 147 amino acids.
AGCUUGUGUCCCGCGCGACAUCAUUGGUACCGAGCUCCAUCUUCUUCACGUUCUUGUCCUUCUCCCCCGUGGCUUUACCUGUCGUCCGUUCUCCAUCACAAGCUCUCGGAGAGCAGAGCAAAAGAUCUCCUUCCCGAGAACACCCUCUCUCUCUCUCUCUCUCUCUCUAGCUGAUGGUUCUCCGCGACCGCGAAUGGAGGCCCGAAGAACCAGCCGCGACUCUUCGAGAUCGAGCUCUCUGACGAUCGGCGAGCGGAUCUGUGCCGCUUUCAUACCGCUCGCGUCGAUAGCCGAGGUCGUGGCUUUCGCCGUCGGCAGUUGCUGCGAGAACCGGGCGAGGCGCGACAAGAAGGGUCGCUGCUACCGGUUCGGCGACGUCAACCGCCUCGCCAGCGAGACGAGAUUUACAAGUAAUGAAGUCGAAGCGCUGUACGAGCUUUUCAAGAAAUUGAGCAGUUCUAUUAUUGACGAUGGCCUAAUUCACAUGGAAGAGCUUCAAUUGGCACUACUCAGCACUCCUACGGGAGAGAAUCUUUUCCUAGAUCGGGUAAUGCAUCUCCUUCAUCUGUACGGCACUACUUAUAAUUUUUCACGAAAGAUGGAUCAAUUGAUUUGUUCAUUAAUCAUGGCAAUGUAAGGACAUCUGGUUGAUAAUCUGGUAGCAUAUAUGGGUCCAUACUUGGGGGGGACAGAGCAUAUUACACAUUGAUUACGUGACGAAAGUUUCUGUCUUGUUCCAUUUCAUCUCUGAAAUCUGCAAAUCUUAUUAAAAUCGGAUGGGUGAAUUAUGGGUAUGCCUCUAUCGCUCCGGGAGAUCUUUCAUUGUGUGAUCUGAAAAUCCUUCAAAAAACAAUGUGGAGGGACCGUCACUUGUUUUGGCCAAAUAUUUAUUUGGUUCUUGUGGAUAAGUAAAGAAUUAUUCUAUAAAAAUUGCCGCUUGUCUAUGAGACAUCUUGGAUUAUCUUUAGGCUCAGCACCCCUCUCUCUCUCUCUCUCUCUCAUGUGCUGUGCGGUGGAACUUCACUUUGAUGGCUUUGUUAGUGGAUGGUGUCAUAAAACUAGUAUAAAUGUGACAAGCGGAUGGUAAAAUCUCAAAUUAAUAGAACAAUCAAUUAUUACGUGUCAUCCAACUCAGCAAAUUGAUAGUUUAAUGGAAAUUAACAAAAGAUAAAUUUGUUAUAAAUGUAAGUUUGGGAGAAAUUUUUUCAAAGGUGUAUCGGUUUGAGGCUUUUGGUGGAAAAAAAAUUAGUUUGGGGUAAAUUUAUUAUAUGUGUAUUAGUUUGGAAUUUUUCGUGUUAUUAACUCCAAAGAAAAAGCUUAAUCAUUUGACCACGUGCUGUGCGCACUGUUUUCUUCCUACUUCCUCAUUAAUUGAAGAAUUCCCGUGUACCGUGGACUUAUAAAACAAUAUUCUAUGCUUAGUUACCACGAAAUGUUAUAUAGCCCUUUCAAUAUAUCAUAAAAUAAAAUAAAAAUCACCUUUGACGUCUUUCAGUUGAUUAAUCUAGUAAAAUUAAAAUGCGGGACAUCCAAUUAUUGCGAAUAACGUAAUAUAAGGUGUUGAUUCAUAGAUUUUUUUUUUUUUUUUU